Messenger RNA from Mytilinidion resinicola, 3643 nucleotides. RefSeq lists its product as uncharacterized. Bases 19 to 3573 code for a protein of 1184 amino acids. The record is from RefSeq and is a predicted model, not a curated record. The transcript has a single exon. Lineage: Eukaryota; Fungi; Ascomycota; Dothideomycetes; Mytilinidiales; Mytilinidiaceae.
GAACCUCUUCCGCGAUCCAUGGCGACUGCUGCAUCGGCCAUGCAGCCGUCUCUCGCCUCCACCGCCGCGCCCCGCCGAAAGCGGGUCGCCACCUAUGGCAAGUCGCGUAACAAGACUUUCGCCUUUAACGACGACGUGAUUUCGCCCGAGAAACCGAGGACGAAAGCGGGCGCAACAUCUAGUGGGAGUUGGGGCCCGACCGGCUUGAAGAAUGUGUCGAAACUAGGGUUUGGGGACAAGGGGAGUGACGCGCAAAAGACUGGAGGGGAUGUUUUUGACGUGCCGUCGUCUUCGGAGGAUGAGCUGUCGCAGCCUUCGCCGAAGAAGGCCUUUGCGAAGCCUGUGGUAGCAUCAAGACCGGCGAAAUUGAAAUACACUGCGGGUACUGGGCAGAAGAGUCGGGAUGCGCCAAACGGAGACGAUGUAGUCGUUGGCAUGCCGUUGUCUUCGGAGGACGAGCGAAAGAAGCCUGUGUCAAGAAAUGCACCUGUGGAGACUUUUACUACGUCUCGAUCCGCGAAAUUGGGGAAGGGUAUCGAAAGUACUGAAGAGAAGCAGCCUGCGCAGCCAAUGUUGACGAAGGCUGCGAGGAUUUUCGGAGCCGCUGGGGGGAAGUCAUUAGCAAAACCAAAAUUAGGGAACCCGGCUGAGAUCUCCUCCAAGGCCCAUUCCGCAGUGCCGAAACGAACAGAAGGAAAUUCGAGAGACGCAUCUAAGAAGCCGGAGUACGACAUACUUGACUUGCCGUCAUCAAAUGAGGAUAUCCUCACGAAAAGCCCUGUUACAACGCCAAAGAAGCCAUCCCCGCUUACGAAGCGACCGGAGAAGAAGGGCCCCGUAAUAGCAAAGAAAGCGGAAUACGACAUGUUCGACGUGCCUUCGACGGACGACGACAAACCCCCUCAACGCCAAACCUCACUCAAAUCUCGACCGAAACAAGUUCCUACUUUGAAAUCCAUUGUCCCGUCAAAAGCCACCAAUACGGUACCCUCUCCAAAGCAAUUGACCGAAUCGGACUCUUCUACUACCGCGAAGAAGAGGAAGAGAUACAUACCAACUUCGUCAGCAGGAUCGCAAGGGUUUACAAAUCAGGAAAACGCAUACAAGGAUACAGUCCCUGUAGAGCAUCAGCGGAGCGCGAAACACAUGCGACGGGAUGCAAGCGCUUCGCGGGAUGUAAAGAAGAAGAUCCAAUUCGCGGAGGACGGAAUCUCAGCACCUAGGCCGAAUAAGGCGGAGGUCAUCCAUAAACCGCAGCGAACUCGAACGCGAACAGUUCCCGUUACAGCACCUCUGUCGAAGGGCCAGUCAGCGCCCGCGAAAUUGCAUAAUAUGCUAGCCGUCAGAGAAUCUCGGCCCGUUCGCUAUCCUUCGCCUAUACCGAGCAUUCCAUCAUCGCCCCAAGAGGAUUAUGCCAUGGAAAAUACCGAGUACUCCGAGAUGCUGCCCUCCACACCACCACCACGGCAGUCUGCUUUACCACGAUCGCCAAUGCGUAGUGGAGCUGUUACUCCUCGCCAGAGACAGGCAUGGAGUAAAUUGCUAGGCGAUGAUACUGUCACGCCUGGGAUGCUCAAGCUGGAAGACCUACGCAUCUCGUCGGAGCGCCGCGAGAGUAAGAUGGCUGCUAAGCUCGGACGAUCAUCUUCAGACAUUCCACACACAAUGCACACAAAACGACCACGACUGAUCGAUUCUCUCAAGAAGUCUGCGCCUCCAUCAGAUGAUGAGGAUGAUGGAACUGAAGAGGAGGAAGAAGAAGAAGAAGUGGAGAGCAAGGUGGUAGAUGCGCCCCAGGGUCUCCCAACCAGAACCGAAAAGCGCACAUAUGGCCGAGUUGAGCGAACUUUACUCGCUGCGCCGCAAGAUGUCGGCAACAUCACGGAAGAUAUGGACAUCGACAUCGACGCCGCAGAAGCGUCCCAGUCAUCACAAUCCGCUCCUAUCCUCGCCGACGGCCCGAAGAGAACCUACGCCAAACAGCGCUCGUACCUCAACGAAGCGAAUCUUGAAGCUGAACUUCUCUUUUCGUUGCCUAUGGAAAGCCCGGCUCCAGCAGCCCAGCGGCGAGGACUCAACGCAAAACCACAAUCAGGUCUCGCAAAGUUAGAUGAUGAUGAAGACGAUGACCAGCCUACAAACACGGUCCGCAGUAUUCAUGAGCUCCGCAAGGGCGGCGAGAUCCUCCGGUUUAGGACUGACAUCGAAGCCCUGCUAGACGAUAUCAACGACACGACUUCCUACGGCAGAGCACGACGGCGCAGUGCAAUGCUCGAACUCGCGACCAAACUGUCUGACGCUGCCAUCGUACACCGCGUCAUUGAGCUCGGCCUUGAUCGCCAACUUUUUUCGAGGCUAUCGAGCUCCGAGGACCCAAUUUUCAAUUUCACAGCGGCGGCAACCACUGCAUUCGUGAUCAAAGCAGGUGUGGCUCCGGGCGUGCUCGAACACAUAUACAACACAGGUGCCGCGACGUGCUUUGCGAGCCUGCUAGAACGCGACACAGACAUUCUGCGCAUAGCCAAGGAACGGAAAUCGAAUCUGUCAAAGCUCGCGCAAAAGGAUGUGAUCGAGUUUCGCAAGGUCGUUCACGAUUCUGCUCUCUGGAAGGAUGACAGGCCGGGCCUGAUAUCCCCUCAGCUAGUAGCUCUUCGUGGUCUCGACCUUCUCGUACGUGGCCUCAGAAAGGUUGGGAGUAAAGACGAUUUGCAAGACGAUCAGGUGGUAUCGAAGUUACUUGAGAUUGCCGAUACGCACGUGGAGGAUCUGAAGUCCGACCAAAUGCAAGCACCAGACUUCAAGACCCUCAAACUCUGCCUCAGCAUAACGGAAUCACUCUCCCUCAGCGGAGUGAAAGUUGGAGUCUGGAGUUCAAAGAGCCUGAAGCGUGUUGCGUCUAUGAUGCCUUUCUUCAUAGACACUUUAGGAACUGAGAGCACCGACACGGCCCUGGAGAUGAAGGCGACGCUCGACCGCCUCGCCAUCCGACUCGUCAUCAACCUGACCAACAAUAAUGUACGCGCCUGCGAAAUCUUCUCGACUAGUGCACUUGUGUUGCCGCUAUGCCGAUCUAUCGAUCGAUUCUUCAACAUCCUGGAUGAAGACCAGAUCGACGAGGAGAGCAGGGAGACGAUCCUGGAAAGCCUUUACCUAAGCUUGGGUGCUAUGAUCAAUCUAGCCGAAUUCAGCGAUGCGGCUCGAGGCGCGGUGUGCGAAAAGAAGGCUAGUGAGGGAGACGUAAUGCUUGAAAGGCUGGUUAUACAUUUCCUAAGUGGCACUGAAAGGGCCGCGGAGGCCGACUCCCUCGAAGCCUCCAGGUCCAAUGUCGCAUACGGCUACCUCACCGUCCUGCUCGGAAAUCUCUGUCAAAACACGGAUGUUAAGCGCAAGGUUGUCCGCAAGCUGCCCAACCAGAAGAUCGACAUACUCGUCAACGCUGUCACCGAGUUCAUCGAGUACAACCUCCGAGUCGACCAAGAAGUGCGCAUGCUAGAGGGAGAUGAGGGGAGGGAAGUCUGGAGCGGCUUCACGGAGCGGCUAGGGAAGGUGGUACAGAGACUGGUCGCUGUUUAAAGACGGCUUGAUACGACAACUGGGGACGGAAAUGCUGUGGGCAGGAAUGCCCUGGAGCUGAUAAUUGCUU